Anopheles coustani is the source of this 672-nucleotide messenger RNA. It is a transcript of the gene Taf12, whose product is annotated as transcription initiation factor TFIID subunit 12. The coding region runs from base 158 to 625 and encodes 155 amino acids. Gene Ontology annotation, biological process: RNA polymerase II preinitiation complex assembly; DNA-templated transcription initiation. Lineage: Eukaryota; Metazoa; Arthropoda; Insecta; Diptera; Culicidae. The transcript is spliced from 3 exons. Gene Ontology annotation, molecular function: TBP-class protein binding; DNA binding; protein heterodimerization activity. Gene Ontology annotation, cellular component: SLIK (SAGA-like) complex; SAGA complex; transcription factor TFIID complex. The record is from RefSeq and is a predicted model, not a curated record.
AUCGUAAACGUCAUAACGACAACUUAGCUGUCAUCAAAUUUGUAGUCAAAACAAAACAAUCCACCAAAGCAUCAUUCGCUCGCAGCCGUGACGGUGGACGGAAGGCCCAAGCACAGCUACCGAUCAUCAACAGUAAAGUCCACAGCAUAACACUUCGAUGGCAUCGCCUUCUCAGAGCAGUCCAGCGCUCGGUGCUGGAGCCACAACUACUGGAUCAUCGAAUGUCACCGGAAAUACCAAGGGUUCCGGCCCAGGAGGUUCUUCAUCUGGCGCUGGCAGUAGCGCAACCGAUAGUGCAACACAGCUGCUAACUAAACCACGGCUCCAAGAGCUGGUGCGAGAGAUAGAUCCGACCGAGCAGCUGGAUGAGGAGGUCGAGGAAUUGCUACUGCAGAUUGCGGACGAUUUCGUAGAAAACACGGUCAACGCCGCCUGUCUCCUGGCCAAACACCGGAAAGUUCCAAAGGUGGAAGUGCGAGAUGUACAGUUGCAUCUAGAACGUAAUUGGAACAUGUGGAUUCCUGGUUUCGGAACCGAUGAGCUGAGACCCUAUAAGCGAGCAACUGUUACGGAAGCACACAAACAACGUUUAGCCUUAAUACGAAAGGCAAUUAAAAAAUAUUAGCAUUAACGUACGAUAGAAAUAAUAAUUGGUAAUAAUAAUAUAUCCCA